GCGCAAUUCCAAUUUCCAGCCACGCAAAAUCGUGGUAGGCAGGCCAUGGCUCAGGCUGUUGCUUUCUCUUCUUCUUCUUUUUCUUCUUCUUCAGCUUUCAUUCAUGGAACUCUUACAAUUAGCCAUGCCCUGAAAGUGAAACCUCCAAAUUUCCGGAGACUUAACAAGUCCUGGUCCUCAGUCUGCAAAGCUUCGUGGCAGGAGCUUGCGGGGGUUCUGGUAUUCUCUGCGAUUCCUUUCACCGCUGUCAAAGCCAUAGCUAACAGCCCACUGGGAGAGUCGCUCCAGAGACGAUUAGAGGAGAGAAAGAAACUUGCUAUAGAGAAUUCUUCCAGGUUCAGAGCAUUGGCUGAGAAUGCCAGGAAAGAAAGCUUGUGGUAUGGAGAAGAGCGUCCUCGCUGGCUUGGUCCAAUUCCAUAUGAUUAUCCUGCAUAUCUUACUGGAGAACUACCUGGAGAUUACGGAUUUGAUGUUGCAGGUCUAGCCAAGGAUCCCAUGGCUUUCCAAAAAUAUUUCAACUUUGAAAUAUUACAUGCUCGUUGGGCCAUGUUGGCAGCCCUUGGUGCUUUGGUUCCAGAAAUGUUAGACCUGUUGGGAGCCUUUCACUUUGUUGAACCUGUAUGGUGGCGAGUUGGUUAUUCGAAACUUAAGGGAGAUACACUCGACUACCUUGGAAUCCCUGGACUCCAUUUAGCAGGAAGCCAAGGAGUGAUUGUUAUAGCUAUUUGCCAGGCCCUGCUGAUGGUUGGACCAGAAUAUGCAAGAUAUUGUGGAAUUGAGGCAUUGGAACCUCUAGGAAUUUACUUACCAGGUGAUAUCAAUUAUCCAGGAGGAGGAGUGUUUGAUCCGUUAAACCUGUCAAAAGACCCUGUGGCUUUUGAGGAGCUAAAAGUGAAAGAGAUAAAAAAUGGGCGGUUAGCGAUGGUUGCUUGGUUGGGUUUUUACAGCCAAGCAGCUUUGACAGGUAAAGGUCCGGUAGAGAACCUGGUUGAGCACAUUUCAGAUCCCCUCCGCAACAACGUAUUUUCCCUACUUAAUUAAUUAUUCCAUUUCCAUCCAAACGAAUGUUGCCUUUUUUUCUUUUUCUUUUUUUCUUUUGUAAAUAACUAUUUAUAUUAUAGAACCCGCAUGUUACCCGUUCUUACUGUAAUUCAAAUUUAAUUUUACAAUGUGGCA
Molecule: messenger RNA, 1176 nt
Organism: Ziziphus jujuba (common jujube)
Lineage: Eukaryota; Viridiplantae; Streptophyta; Magnoliopsida; Rosales; Rhamnaceae
Product: chlorophyll a-b binding protein 7, chloroplastic
Exons: 6
Coding region: 46-1041 (331 amino acids)
Biological process (GO): response to light stimulus; photosynthesis, light harvesting in photosystem I
Cellular component (GO): membrane
Source: RefSeq, a predicted model, not a curated record